AUGCCUGGAAAAGAUUCAGUGUCAGGAAACUUGGAGUCAGCACUUGGAGAAGGUGCAGCUAGAUAUAAUUCAGCUCUUGACAUGACGGUAAAGGCCCUCAUGAACAUAAACGUUCUUAAAGAAGAUAUAAAGUACAAUAAGCAACCAUUUCACGGCAACCUGGAAGAACAAGUUCCUUGUGAGCUACAAAAUUUAUUUAGUGCUGUUGUGUCAGGGGAAAUAAAAACUGAGGGAGUCUACAGUUUCAUCUUGAGAGACUUACUUGCUUCCCUAGAAGAAGCUAAGUCCAUGUCAAGUGGUGCUGCUGAGGUACUUGUAACCAUCCUUGAGUCUUGGCAUCGCUGGACAAAUUUAGAAAGAGAAAGCUUGGUGACACGCCUUUUUACAUUGGAGGAAAAUGAAAGAAUGCAUUGUAGAAAAUGCAGAAGGAUGCCAAAUUAUCCAGAGCAAAGUUCUUAUGGAAUUGUUAUGGCUGCAGAUUCAAUCCGAGACUUGAAGUGUACUUUUCGGAAUAUGAAGUUUGUGGAUAUUCUUAAGGUGAUGCGCAUGGAAUACAAAAUGUUAUGCGACAUUAAAUCUGGAGGCUGUGGAACGACAAAUUUUGUUCAUCAUGUUAUAAGUAGAUGCCCAUCUAUCUUCAUAAUCGUAUUAGAAUGGGAGAAGAGUGAAACAGAAAAGGAAAUUUUUGAAACAACAAAGGCUCUAGAGUGGGAGAUAGAUAUCAGCAGGCUGUACAAAGGCUUAGAACCAGGGCCGGCUUAAUACUGCCAGGGGCCCUAGGGCAAAUUUUUUUUUUUUUUAUUCUCUAAAAUUUAUAUAGAGAUAAUGUUUAAAAUAUUUUUAAAAUUUAGUCAAUAAUAUUUUAUAUAUUUUGUAAU
This is a messenger RNA of Brassica napus (rape), 878 nucleotides long. RefSeq lists its product as uncharacterized. Bases 1 to 762 code for a protein of 253 amino acids. The transcript is spliced from 5 exons. Gene Ontology annotation, molecular function: cysteine-type deubiquitinase activity. Gene Ontology annotation, biological process: protein deubiquitination. The record is from RefSeq and is a predicted model, not a curated record. NCBI's taxonomy places the organism in Eukaryota, Viridiplantae, Streptophyta, Magnoliopsida, Brassicales, Brassicaceae.